AUGUGGCAUAUUAUUUCCAGAAACAUCUCCCUGUGGUUGUAUGGUUCUACUGAUGCUGUGCUCGUAUCUGCUCCAGCUUCCUGUGAAAAGCACUGGCUCCUGAGAAGGCAGGGCCAAAUGCGGCGAAGCAGCGACCUGCACUUUCUGGGUCUGCGGGUCACUGCGCACCUCCUGUCCACUCCCGGAUGCCCCUUCCACGUGCCACGUGCACGUCUCCGCCUUGGGAGGGAUUCAAAAAUUCAUCGAUGA
This is a messenger RNA of Gryllus bimaculatus (two-spotted cricket), 249 nucleotides long. The record is from the annotation of a GenBank genome assembly. Lineage: Eukaryota; Metazoa; Arthropoda; Insecta; Orthoptera; Gryllidae.